CAAUAGCUGACUCACUGUUAUGUUGCCGUUUUCCGUAUCCCGGGAAUUCUUGGUAUUUUUCGUACCACUUCUUUUGACCUGCUCGGUGUUUGCGGGGAACAGAGGCGUGGUACCACAGAGAAAAAAGGACGAUACAGACAGUAGCCCCUGGGAGCUGGGAGGGACAUAUUAUAAGCACGCACGAACCAAAAUUACCACUACCCAAGAUGCUGCGAAUUACCUCUGGGAGUACGGUUACAUGACCGAAAGAGACAUUCGGAGAUUUGAAAGUCUCUCUAAUAGCGAGGCGACGAGAUUCGUCAACAGUAAAUUGAUGCGAUUUCAGACCAUGGGAAAUAUACGGGCGAAAGGCUCGCUUGACAGGAAUACAAUAGCACUGAUGAACCAGCCAAGAUGUGGAAAUAAAGAUACUGAAAGACCGAUCCGUAACAAUAUUCCUUUAAAACUAAGUUGCAUUCGCGAGAAAGCAGUCGUUACUUAUGCGGUAAUGUCUUACACGAGAGAUCUACCACAGCACACUGUACAGACAGAAAUUGCAAGGGCGUUCGAGGAAUGGUCAGACGUUAUAUCAAUUACCUUUGAAGAGACAAAUGGCACUAGUGAUAUUGAGAUUAAUUUUGUCGACGGGUUUCAUACGUAUUCACCCAUGUUUGACGGUGCUGGUGGCACGGUGGCGAAGGCAAUGUUCGACUUAACUGGCCAAGGCGGAGAGUGUGGAACUAUAUACAUCGAUGAAGGAGAAUUGUGGACAAAACAAUCGCCCAGAGGCUUGGACCUGUAUACAGUGAUGGUGCAUGAAAUUGGACAUUUGAUUGGUCUCACUCACUCUGCUGACCCCGACAGCAUCAUGUGGCCAUGGUUCGACACAAAGACUACGCUAGAAGACUUGAAGGCAAGACGGAGGCAAAAGUUGGACGUCGUAAUCGAUUCAGAUAGAAGGCAUCCCGCUGCGUCUGUUAAGCAAAUGGCCGCCCGUCAGCACACAGCAUCAGCACAACGAGAUGAGGUUGCCGUCCAGCCCGAAAAUGAUGUUCAAAACACUGAGUCUCAUAAAUGGACAGAAAAUAAUAGUGUCCUUCAAACAAACAUCCUGAAUGUUGGGCGUGGACCAGAACUUUUGAAUGGAGUCACCGUCUGCCCGUCUGCCAUUGAUGCCAUAACCGUUGCUGCCAAUGGAAAAACGUAUGCAUUCAAAGAUGGAAAUGUCUAUAUGCUAAAUAAAUCUACGUUUGGAAUUGAAGACGGUUUCCCACGUCCAAUCGCAAGUGUAUUUGGCGACAAUGCUCCUGGUCGUGUAGACGCGGCAGUGACUUUGUACUAUUACGGAGUUCCAUUCACAUACUUAUUUCAGGUAGGAUGA
This is a messenger RNA of Lingula anatina, 1360 nucleotides long. Its product is annotated as macrophage metalloelastase-like. Gene Ontology annotation, biological process: extracellular matrix organization; collagen catabolic process; proteolysis. Gene Ontology annotation, cellular component: extracellular matrix. Gene Ontology annotation, molecular function: metalloendopeptidase activity; zinc ion binding. The record is from RefSeq and is a predicted model, not a curated record. NCBI's taxonomy places the organism in Eukaryota, Metazoa, Brachiopoda, Lingulata, Lingulida, Lingulidae.